AGAGUAUAAUUAUUAUAAUUAUUUUAAAAUGAAUUUAUUUUCUCAAUCUAAAUUAACAUUAAAAUUAAAAAAGCAAAACAGCAACAGUACAUUAUCUACUGAUCCUACAAAUAAAUCCCAAGAUUUGACACCAAGUAAUGCUGUAAUAUCUGAGUGUAAUAACGUACUAAAUAAUAGUGUAUUAUCAGAAAAUGAUAGUUUUGUAGAAGUAUUGCAUACUGUUCGUCCUCAGGAUGAAAAAGUAACUAUGUCACAAAAUGUUUUUAAGACAUCUGCAGUUAAAAAUACAUCUGAUGUUAUUACUAAAAGUAAACAAUGUCCAGUUUGUUUACAAACAAUUGAUUUCAAACAUUUCAUUAUCCAUGUAAAAACUUGUGGUACAUCGCAUAAUUUAUCAACUGAAGUACUUAUGAAAGCUGUGGAUCUUCAAGAGCGUCAAGCAGCCGAAAGAGAAGCAUUAGGGCUACCUAAAUUAUCUAAAAGUAGUGAUUCAAAAAUAAAAAAGAAGUGUAAUAAACAAACAAAGUUAAAGAUAGGGAGUGAUUCUAAUUUUGAUUUAGCUGUUGCUAUGUCUAUGUCAUUACAAGAGUCUAAAGAAGCAGAAAUCAUUAAAGAAUCUGAAAAUCUUUUAGAAGCAGGUUUAGAAACCGAGGCUAUAGAAAAAAGGAAAACACUAGAAAGCUUUGGUUUUGUAUCAAAUCAACCAAUCAAAUCCAAAUCUAAAAAUUUUUAUAAAACAAAUUCUUUGUUAUUUAAACAAACCCAAGAAGAUCGUCAGAAAAGAAUUACUGAAAAAGUAGCAAUGAUUCUUAUAGACUGUGAUACAGACACAUCAUCAAAAAUAUUUUUGAAUGAUUGCUCCAAUAUUCAAUUAAGAUCCAAAUAUUUAAAUAAAAUACGAGAUAUUGAUUGUAAACUCUGGAAAAAGACAUUACUUGAAGAAAAUAGUGUAUCUGAAUUUUAUGUGAAAAAUAUGUCAAAGUUUUUAAGCCCUAUUGAAGGCAAUGGCUUACAAAAUAAUGUUCUAUUUUUAACACAUAAAAAUACUUCAAAACAGGAAUCAAAUACUACUAACCAGAAAGUCAUCAAUACAUCACAUACAGUUUUAGAUGAUUCAAAAGUUCAUAUUAAAAAUUUUACUCAUCGUAACAUUAUUGGAAAUAAAACUAUGUCAGAAUAUUCAUCUAGAUGGAAGUCAAUGUUAGGUAGCCAGUUUAUGAGUGAUAUAACUAUAUUUUCCAAAGAUGAACAUGAAAUUCCUGCUCAUAUUCUAGUGUUUCAUGUACAGUGCCCUGAUAUUUUGAAUGACAUAAUUACAGAAGAAUCUGAUACGUGUAAAUCAAAAAAAAUGGUAAUGUGGUCUGAAUACACUUAUGAAGCAUGCAUGGCAUUCUUAGAACUAAUUUACUCUGGUCAAGAACAAUUAAUUAGUCCUGAGUACAGAAAAGAUUAUUUGCAAUUAGUAACAAGGUACAAUGUUCAAAUAGCUAUAAAUGAUGAUGAUGGAAAACAUGGAUGGUUUUCUGUUGAGCAAAAUAAAGUAUCAAAACGUAAAAGCUCAGAUUUAUGUUCAAUAGAAAGUAAAAGACAUAAAACUCUUAGUCCAGAUAUGUUUAUGGUGGAUGAUACAAGUGAAGAAAUAAGUAAUAUAAAUUCCAAUUUUUUAGGAACAACUGUGAAUGAUGAAAAAUCCUUGAGUAUGUUAAAAACAAAGCAAUGGUUGGAAAAUUGUAACCUAAGUCAACAUCAUAAUUCAUCAUUCACAGAAAAAUCAGAAAUAAAUGUUCUAUCACAAAUUAAUUCAAGUCCAGCUCAUUCUUUUCAUAGUGCAUCAACUAUAUAUAUUCCAUUAACACCUACAUCUAAUCUAGUUGAUUAUACUAUGGAUUUUGAAAAUAAUGAUGUACAAAUUAGCUCAUCGUUAGAUGUUAGAAGUGCAUCUCCUAAAUCAUUAUCAACUGAUGAAUCAAGCGUAAAAGCCAUCUUAAUGUUGAGUAAAGUUAAAAAAGUUCCUAUUGAUUUAAAAAGUUCUUCAAACAAAAUUUCAACAAUUACUAAUUCACGCAAAGAACCAGAAAUAAUUACAAUCUUCAGUGAUAGUGACAAUGAAUCAAUAGAUAUGGUUUUGUCUCUUAACAAUAGUUCAUUGCGUGAUAGAAAUAUUAAUCUAUUGAAUGAAAAUAAUUGUACACCUUUUUUAGCAAGCAUUAAUGAAAAGAAAAAUUAUUUUUCACUCAACUCAAUUAAUAAAAGUAAUGAUAUAAGUGUUAUUGAGUUAAAUGAUAGUAGUUUAGAUUCAAUUCAUUCAAUCAGUACAAAUGUAUUACAUCAAAAAAAUUGCGAUUCUAAAUUAGACAAUGUUUCGAUUAACAAGUCAACUAUUUCAACACCAAGAACUAAGACAUUAAUAAAAAUUGAUGAGGAAGAGACCGCAGUUUCCACUGUAACAAAAUUCACAAAUAGUUCUAGUACUCAAAUACCAUCUUCAAAUUUUAACAAUUUUAUAGACUUAAUAUAUGAUAGUAGUUCUGAUUCUAUCACUACUAUUGAUAAGAUGCCAAAUAAUAAUUCAAUGCCAUCAUUUUCAUUGAAUAAUACUCUACAAAAUUCUUCAACACCCUUUUCAAAUGUGUUGAGAAAAAUUAAUUCUCCAACUCACAACAGUUUACCUACUCAAUUUGAAAUAAAUAAUUGUGUAUCAAAUGCAACACCAUUAAAGGAAGGUAACACAUGGUCAGCAUUUUCAUUUCCAGUCAUUGAUGGAGAUUAUCAUCCAAACAUAAAUACAAAAACAAAUGAAGAUUUCUGUUCAUCAAAUUUUUCAAGCUAUACAACUUUACCUAAAUGUAGUGAUUCAAAAUUAUUACCUACUGAGAAAUUAUUUCAGUAUAAUGUUAUGUCAUCUACAUUUUUAAAUACUGCAAGCUGUACACAAAUCAAUAAUAUAGAAAACAAUGAUAAUAUUAUUAAAAAUGAAUAUUCUAAUGAGAAAAUUGUUUUAAACAAACCUAGUUCAGAUUUGGAACCAUUGGAAAAUAUUGUAUCUAAGAAAAAUGUUAUAUCUUCGAAUAAUCAUGUAAAUUCCCUAGUGAAAGAGGUUGUUGAUUUAUCAACAAUUAGUUCAUCAAGUCAAUACACGCAUACUUCAUUUACGCCUUAUAGUUCUCAAGUUGAAACUGUUAAACUACCAAUUAUACCUGAAAUCACUACAUCAAAUGAAAAAGAUUAUGGGAAUAAUGAAUCAGUCUUUGAACAAAUAAUUGACGAUCCGUGGAUGGACUAUAAUGAUUGGGAGCCAGUUAAUAUAAGUCCACUAAAUGUUUCUCCAGUUUUAUUAGAGAAAAAUUCUAUGGUCUUAGUAAAUGACUCUGAAGUUUUAACACCCCCUAAAAAGAUGAUGAGUCAUAUUAAUAUGGAUUUAAAAACUUCUCCGUUAAAUAUUUCAAGUAAUAUUGAUGCAGUAAAUCAUCAAAUGACUAAUUCAGUAACGCCAAAUAAAUAUGGCAGUAGAAUAAAUACCCCAAAAAGUUUACGUAGGGUUCAAUCAGAAUCUAUUAUUGGAACUAAUGAACAAAUAACGCCUCUACCAAAUUAUAGUACGAUGAAAACACCAGAUUUAAGAAAAGAAUUUGAUCGUUAUGGCCUUAAAGAUCUUGGAAGGCGCAAAGGAAAACUUAUAUUAAGACAUAUCUAUGAUUUAACUCAUUCUAUUCAUAGUUCUAAAGAAGCAAAUUCUAUUGGGGAAUCUGAACAAUUUUCUGAUUCUUCAGAUAGUUCAGAACCUGAAAUUUCUUAUUAUGAAACUGGAGCUUAUGAUGAAUUGGAAACAUUUAGUCAAACAAAUUUAUCAAAUAAAACUUCAGUGGAUAUGGGUUUUAAAGAUUUGCUUAGAGUCAAUGAAGAGCUUCAUAAAAAGAUUUUAUGUUAUGAACCAAUUUGGAUUGAAGAGUUGAAAGAAGACCUAAAACAGUACAAUGUAAACAUUAGUAUGCAAAAACUCAUGACGUUUUUGGACGAUAAAUGUGUGUCAUUUCGUUCAAAGUCAUUAAAUGAUCAGAGGAAAAAAUCACUAGCAAAAAAAAAUACUAAAAGAAAGAAAUUGUUUUAAUUUAUUGAAUGAUUAUUGUAUUUCUAGACAUUACUUAUGUGUAUAAUAAUGAAGUAAAAAAAUAAUUGAUAUUUUGUAUUGUAUA
Molecule: messenger RNA, 4193 nt
Organism: Melanaphis sacchari
Lineage: Eukaryota; Metazoa; Arthropoda; Insecta; Hemiptera; Aphididae
Product: structure-specific endonuclease subunit SLX4-like
Exons: 10
Coding region: 29-4108 (1359 amino acids)
Biological process (GO): resolution of meiotic recombination intermediates; meiotic DNA double-strand break processing; interstrand cross-link repair
Cellular component (GO): Slx1-Slx4 complex; nucleus
Molecular function (GO): enzyme binding
Source: RefSeq, a predicted model, not a curated record